AUGACUUCACCAAGUGCCAGGGAGCCAACCCCUUUCACGCUGCCUGUCAGCGAGCUCAUGGCCAUGACCGACGACCAACUGACUCAAUUUAUGAAGAAGCACCGUGAUUCAACGGGUAUUUACAGCCUUCCUGUUGAUGGAUGGGAGAAACUGUCAAAGGACGAGCGCGAGCGUCUUGCUAGCAGGUUGAAAUGCAAGGGGCGAGUUAUCUCUCUGCACAGUGAGCCCAACUCACAGCCGCUUGAUCUCGAUGAUCUCGAUGCGCGCCUACGUCAAGUCCCGCCAAAUGGCGAUUCCACCGCGUCACAACCUCAACCGCAAUCUCCAGAGCAGCCCAGACAGGGAUCCCCAAGGACCAAUCGUCGAAUAAGGAGCAAAGAAGUCGAAAGAAUAUACUACCAACAGCUGAUCCAAGACGGUGGCCGCCCACUCUAUCCCAUCGAGCUAGUUGACGAGGUGCUUGAGAAGCCUGAGGAGUAUCGCGAGCUGAUACAGCCCUUGCAAAAAUAUCCUGGAGACAACCAACCCUUUGACAUUUUUCUAGAACAGAACGAGAGGUGGAAGGACUUUCGCAAGUGGCAAAAGGAUAACCGAGGACUCGAGGACGAGAACGACACCUACGACGCUCAUGUCAAAGAGGCGACGUUCUGGGCGAAGCGAAUCAAGCUUGACUGGGCGCGAGCUGACUUCGAGGACAAGUUGAAGAGGAAUCCAUUGUGUCUCGAGGCUGAAUGGAGGUACGAAAUGAAGGCCCGCAACCGCCAGCGGCUCCGGUGUCGAGAGCGCGAUUGUAACGGUUUCGCCGACUAUUUUAAGGCCAUGAAGCGUCGUCUCGCUAGUCAUGACAUUACUCAACCCUUUGAACUCAAGGAGGAUCCCACACAGCAAGACCAGCUCACCACAUGGAUUGAGUAUCUCGGCUACGAAUAUUGGUGUCUUGAUGAACACGCCGGGGAUAUGGAACGCCUGGCCCCGAAACACGACGAAGCUUGGAAAAGGCUCGUCGACGCCAAGAUCAUCGGACCUCACGAAGCCAUAGACGGCAUACGCUCCAUGGGAGGCUCACUCCAACGUGAAAAUGACGCUCAACAAGCUCACACCGAGAUCCGUACGGCGAAAGCAGAGGCCCAAAGAGUCUACAACUUGACCCAGGAAUCCCCAGAGCGCUUCCUGAUUCCCGAGAAGCAACGGGUAGAGAUGCUGAACAAGGUGUCCCGGGAUGUCGAGCGUGCCGAACGGCGUCAUAAAAGAGUCAAGGUUCGAAAUGACAAAGUGAGCGCUUUUGUUAGCGGUACGCAUGAAUACGCUCGUGCGAAGAUGAAGUGGACUUGUCACAGUCUUUAUGUGCAGUGGGUUCUGAAGCAGCUUCCGUUGGUUGAAGCCGAGAUGGCGCAGGCCGAGGCGGAAAAGUCUCGUGCGAGCCAGAACAAGGGGAAGAAGCGAAUGCUCAGUCCCCAAGAAGAGUCUCCCGCAGGCCCCAGCCAGAAGAGACAGAAGAUGGCGCAAGGAUCGCUUUCACCUGCAGACGGCAACUUGAAUAAACCAGCAGAGGGCACGGCGCAGGGGAAAGAGAAGGCCCAAGGUUCGAGGCCGACCAAGGCGGCUCGGAAGCGUUCGUGUCGAUCUGCAGAUUCCUCUUCACUUCCACCAGGUGGGCUUCGUCGCAGUGCACGCAUUGCAGCACGUCAACCUCCUACCCAACCAGAACCACGUCAAUUGCGCCCGCGACCAACGAAGAAGCCGACUAGAAAGUCAGAGACCAGUACUGGCGUGAAGGGAAAGAAAGGUGGCAGAGUAGGGAAGAAGAAGUCUGGAACCAAGACCAGGUCAAAGACGAGUCGUCGUUGA
Messenger RNA from Fusarium falciforme, 1848 nucleotides. RefSeq lists its product as hypothetical. NCBI's taxonomy places the organism in Eukaryota, Fungi, Ascomycota, Sordariomycetes, Hypocreales, Nectriaceae. The record is from RefSeq and is a predicted model, not a curated record. The transcript is spliced from 2 exons. The coding region runs from base 1 to 1848 and encodes 615 amino acids.